CCAUAAACCGUCAUCAAUCCCAUCAUGAUCUUUAAAUGAAAGACAGUACAUGUAUUCAUAGAAAGUAGCUGAACAAUACACGGCAUCCUUCCGUGGUGUGUUAGUUGUCCGCUAAUGCAAUCGGAAGCUUUAAGGAAAUCAAGGCUCUUCUUGCUCUCAGAGGAAAACCUUUCAGUCCUGGUUUAAACUUUGAAGAAAAGUGUCCUUUCUGGUGUCUGGAUGAUUUGACAGAGGAUGAUAUCGCCUACAUCAUGGCCCGGUCUGUUUGUGCAAAGUCUGCGUUUGAGCUAUGGGGCCAUGGACCAAACCACAGUGAGCUAAGAACAUCCUUACUGAACUACCCAGAACAAAACAUGUUGCCAUUCUUGCACGAAGACUCAACAUACAGAAUCAAUGUUUACACCUUCAAUAACACCUUGGACUUCACAGAAAGAAUCAAACGAAUUGAUGCAAUGGAUUACCUGCCAUUUCAGGGAGUUGUAAAUCUAAAGAACCCUCAACACAUCUUCUGCUUGCUGGAAGAUUAUGGGACCGAUCCAAACAACAUCCCUCAGCAUCCAUAUUACAUCUAUUUUGGCCGAUGGAUAGCGGAUGGUCAGCGUGAACUGAUUCGAUCUCACAGUGUAAAGAAAAGACACUUUAUUGGAAACACCAGUAUGGAUGCCGGCCUCUCCUUCAUCAUGGCCAACCAUGCCAAGGUCAAAAAGGAUGAUCUUGUCUUUGACCCAUUUGUCGGCACUGGAAGCCUGUUGGUUGCUUGUUCUCAUUUUGGAGCAUACGUGUGUGGAUCAGAUAUUGAUUACAACACUAUUCAUGGCAAAGGAAGGUCAAGCCGCAAAGAUCAGAAAUGGCGAGGACCAGAUGAGAACAUCCGUGCCAACCUACGACAGUACGGAACAGAAAAGACAUACGUGGAUGUGAUGGUGUCUGAUGCAUCCAAGCCCGUUUGGAGGGAUGCAGCUCUCUUUGAUGCCAUCAUUACCGAUCCUCCAUAUGGUAUCCGUGAGUCCACAAGAAGAACAGGCUCUCAAAAAGAAACAACAAAACCUACAGAUAGCGUCUAUGCCGAGUCACAUGUGGCUGUAUCCCAGUCCUACCACCUGAGUGAAAUAUUUGCUGAUAUGCUAAACUUCUCUGCACAUCGCCUGGUCAUGGGAGGGAGGCUGGUCUACUGGUUGCCUGUUUACAGGCCAGAAUACUGUAAAGAAAUGAUUCCCCUCCAUCCAUGUCUGAAUCUCAUUAGCAACUGUGAACAGAUUCUAUCAAGCCACGCGUCCCGCCGCCUGAUCACCAUGGAGAAGGUCAAAGAACCAGAGGAACUGGAUGGUCUGGCUCAUCUAUCGGACCCUCGCUUCAGUGCCUACCAGGGGCACAACACCUUCAGAGAGAAGUACUUCAGUGGACUCAACAAGAGGCUGAGCAAAGAGAGCCAUUCCAAUGGGGACUCAAUCAUUCAAACAGAGCCAGGCUCAAAUAAUGACUUGGCAGGCUCCAAAAGAAAGCACAUACAAACACCAGCCAAUUAAUCAAAUUGAUCUGUAAAAUAACCAAAAGAAGAGAUGUAAAAAAAUAAAUAAAUUAAUUAUUCUUGAUUUGACUAACAGGGAAGUAUGUCAGGUCAAUAUUUUCAGUAGUAGUAGUCGGAGCAGUUGACCAUAAAAUUAAAGAGUUAAUGAAUUCCGAUGACAGUCAUGACACAAACAGCGGGACUGUAUUUAUUUCGUUGAAGGCAGUUAUUUUUCAACAGUUUUUAAAGAUCAAUUGAUUGUGCAGCUGUAUUUUUUGUGGUAUGUGAGUGUAACCAAUCUAAUACAUUUCUGUCGAUUUUUAUUGUUACUAUUUCUUUCCUAAUAAAUCUGUGAGCUCACAGCAAACUUUUGCUGCUGAAUGGCCAUGGCGGUAUAAUAUAUUUAUAUUUUUGAGAGGCCAGCAUUCUAACAAGUUCCACCAUUCCGCCGAAGCAAAUAUUGAUUUCUUUUUCGUUUCUGAUAGCUAAAUGAUUUUCUCGGUCACUGCUCACAUUACCUGGUUUUGACGGGUGAUACUUAAGAGUCUGAGAGCAGACGAGCAGUAAAAGGGCACGGUGUCCUCCCUUCACCUUCACCCCACACACACACUCCAGUUAGUUGGCAUCUUCUGUUUGGCAACGGUUGGCAUGCAGUCUGACUCAUUAUUCAUCUUCUGAGUGCAACACAGCAGACCCUGUGUUUACCAGCCUGACCACCACACUCCCUUGUUCUUUUUUUCAAAGGAAGCGAGCACUUGGCACCUUCACAUCAGGCCAGGCUCGCAUCAUUUGUGGUGCACUUUGUUUAUUGUUCCCACCAUGUUCUUUUCUUGCACAUCUUCAUUUUGGGCAAACAAUUGGAGAUCUCACAAUUAUCACUUGUCUUGUUAAAUAUAAACAAUUCCUAUUUUUUCCACUUUGAAAACCCAUUGUUUUGAGUUUAAAAGCUCCUUGGAUUUUUCUUUGAAGCUUGCUGUGUUCGUGUUUGUUUGCAGUGCUGUAAAAUUAUGACAAAGCCACACCUCCAUAAUUAGAGACUAGAAUUAAGUGUAAAUCUGGUGGAGGGGGUUCCUCUCUUCAGCACAUAAUUCCGUCCAGACAUUGUGGAAAUGUUCGCAAUGUGUGCAUUUAAGUAGUAAUCUCGUAGGAUUUAAUAACAAACAUGAUUUUGUGCCUCGCCUCCCAAGCAUUAAAUCUGUCAUCAGUUGUUUCUGUCUCAGAUAGACCAAUAAAAUGCCCAACCAAAUGUCUUCCUCAGGUCCACUAGUACACACAACCUCCUGUUCACCUUCUCCCUCACUUCACCUCUGCCCUCAAGCCCCCCCUCUCCGCACACACACAAUUUGGACCCCUUAUCCCCCUUUUGCUCUCUCCAAGAAAAACACACUGUUGACUUUAGGCCGCUGUUUUGGAACAGUGACUCUGAUUAAACUCCCAUCUGUAUGUCUGAAUGUCUGCUUGACAGUGCUGAGUCAGAUGAUGCCACCAGACGACACACGUUUUGUUUAAUAAAAGGGAGGUUUGCAAUGUUAAAACUGCAAGCGAAAUUUGAAUGUAGCCUUACUUCACUAAGCCGCCCCUUUCUCGAGUCUCUGACAAACGUGCACAAGGCAAUUCUCAAACGUGUGAUUGUGAAAGUGCGUAGUCAUGAGAAAACAACACAAAUCCAGCUGCAGCAAUAUACCAGUGUUACUAAUAAUAUUAGCACGAUAAGCUGAUGUUAUGUACAGCUGCUACAGUGGUCGUGUGACUUAUUUGCAAUGGAGUCUUACAAUACCACUAAAUGUAAUUGGUUUUGAACUCUAAUUUUUUGGAAUCUAUCAAAUCACCCAAACAUCAAAACAGCCGAGAUUGUAUCCAUCGAGUAGUAAUGUUGCUAAUUCCACAUCCGUUCUGAAUCCUUUCAGCUGCCUGAAGGCUCUUCGCUGUGCUUCUGUUUGCUGGUGUAAUGCCAACUUGUUGGCAAAUGAGGGAUUGCCAUUUUUAAUUUUUAUUUUGUGACAGUGGAAAUUCCAGCGUAGUUUUAACAAAGCUCCUGAAGGCACACUUAACAGUUCAUUGCAAUGCUUCAGCGUUGUGCCCUUGAUGAGUGUCCCAGUGAUUGCACAGAAAAUAAUGGCCUUUUGUAAGUCACACCAUCUUUCUUUGUUUUUUUGUUUUCCUUUGGGUCCGGAGCGCGUUGAUUAUUUGUUUAUGUAUUUAUUUUUCUUCUCCCCCAAUUGACCCAGGUCAGACUGACAGCUAUGGUAAACAUUUACAGUUUUGUCAGACCCCAACCGAAAAUAUUACGCACGCAUUUGCAGACUACAGGGGUCGACAGUUUAUGGUUGUCCUAACAUUCAUAUGAUAUUUAGAGUUGUUCAUUUGAUACUUUUGUAUUUAUCCACUAUAAGGGUGUUUUUAGCUUACAAGUGUUUCAUACAAUAUUAACUGUAAUUUUGACAUUUUGAGGUUACCAAAGGCGCAUAAUGAUCUUGUCAGUGCAGCGGCGUAACAAUAUUUUGUCAUGCGGCAUCACAAAGCACAAAGUUACUGUUCUAUCAAAUCAUGCGUGUCGCUUCUUUGGGGCCAGAGUAUAUGUAAGCAUGACAUCUUGUAUGAUCAAAUGUUUUCUCCUCCUGUACCCUGUGGAUUCUAUCAUCCGUAUAACUGCAGGGUGAAGUGGUUCCUGGCUACCACCACUCUCACGCUUGUAUUUUCUGCACAGUCUUUGCACCUCGACUGUAACUUGCUUGAUGACCCUUUGUGACAUUGUAAGUUCAGUGGCCGGCCACUUCACCUCUGAGAAAAUCCUGUUUGAAUCCUUGCCUGGGUAAUGGAUCUGGCACAGUGCACCUGUCCAUAGCCAGGGGAGUUUGGACACCUGUAGAAUUCUCUAUUUCCUGCCUUGCUCCUGAUUAAACAUAGGUCACCAGAAUACCCUCGGGAAGUUGUGCGCCCCCCCUCACUUACUGAUCAUGGUAAGGUGAGAACUGUUACCACCAUCCAUGUCUGGGAGGUAAAUGACCCUCAAAGUUGAACCAUUAUGGACAACAAAUCAGAAAAACAGUCUCACCUUGCGCAGCUGUGUGAAACUCAAACCAUGUUCACAGUAAAAAAAAAAGAAAAGGAAACAUAAUAACACAUCUAGGGAAGAGCCCGUACAAUUAGAGCCUGUCGUUUUCCAUUCAUUUUCAUUUUAUUAAUCUACUUAUUUAUUUAUUUUACAAAAAGUACCUGGCCUUUAUUGCGGCACUGAAUGCAAGUGCCACUAGAUGACAGACUUGAGCAAAAUAAAGCUUCUCAGUGAUUGUAAGGGUCCUACUCUCAGUUGUAUGUACUGUAGUCCAGGCUACAGACCAUUUAUAAUCAGUGCUGUGCAGCUUUAAACAAACAGUUGAGAGGCCAUGCUUUGAAGUGAUAGAGCUGGACUUGAGGGAGUGCAGAUCAGCCCCGAACACGCAACAUCCGCUUUCAGACACUCGCCUGGAAGUGGCAAAUAAGGUUGUUAGCCUCGGAAGAGAAAGGGGUUACUGAACGUCCUGUCACCCAACUUCCUUUUCCUUCUUUCAUCCAGUCAAUCUGUGCACUCAAUGGCCAUUUUUAACUCUUAGAAUAAUAAUAAUAAUAGCUUUAUUUAUAUAGCACCUUCCUGCAGUGUUUAUCACCGGAAGUUACAUCCACUGGUGUUAAAUAAACCAAUCUAUUUCCCACUUAGUUUCUCGUUUGCUAUUGUUGUAUAUCAAUUUUAAUGCAUAUUGCACUCUGCCUAUAUUGGUGUCGGGUCGGCGCUGUCUUUCAUUCAAUGAGUGCAGUCCAUUAACCAUUUAUGACUAAAUCUUUCCAUCCAUCCAUCCAUCCAUCCAUCCAUCCAUCCAUCCAUCCAUCCAUCAUCCAUCCAUCCAUCC
This is a messenger RNA of Syngnathoides biaculeatus (alligator pipefish), 5394 nucleotides long. It is a transcript of the gene trmt11, whose product is annotated as tRNA methyltransferase 11 homolog. The transcript is spliced from 15 exons. Gene Ontology annotation, cellular component: cytoplasm. Gene Ontology annotation, biological process: methylation. Gene Ontology annotation, molecular function: nucleic acid binding. The record is from RefSeq and is a predicted model, not a curated record. Bases 252 to 1526 code for a protein of 424 amino acids. Lineage: Eukaryota; Metazoa; Chordata; Actinopteri; Syngnathiformes; Syngnathidae.